AUGGCACAAUUCACAAACACGAGUGCAGCUGCCGUGGUUUGGGCCCUGACACAUCUAAUGAAGAAUCCUAGAUCAAUGGAGAAAGGUCAAGAAGAAAUUAGAUCCUUAAUUGGAACUAAAGGUUUUGUAGAUGAAGAUGACACCCCGAAACUGCCGCAUCUUAAAGCCAUAGUGAAAGAGACAAUGAGAUUGCAACCGAUAGCCCCAUUACUGGUUCCAAGAGAAACUACGGCAGAAUGCAUCAUAGAUAGAUAUGAAAUAGCAGCUAAAACACUGGUUUAUGUGAAUGCAUGGACAAUAGGGAGAGAUCCUGAAGCGUGGAAUAAUCCGGAAGAAUUUGAUCCUGAUAGAUUCGUUGGCAGUUGUAUUGACUUGAAAGGACAACACUAUGAGCUAAUACCAUUUGGCGCCGGCCGAAGAAUUUGUCCAGGGAUGCUCAUGAGAAUUGCAACUGUGGAUCUUUCACUUGCUAAUCUGCUUUACAAAUUUAAUUGGGAAAUGCCGAUGGUAAUAAAGGGUGAAGACAUGGAUUUAGAUUGGUGAGGAUUAUCAUAUAAAGGAUGAAGAUGAAUAUAGAGGAGCCUCACCAAAUAAUUC
This is a messenger RNA of Pistacia vera, 597 nucleotides long. RefSeq names its product cytochrome P450 71A1-like. Lineage: Eukaryota; Viridiplantae; Streptophyta; Magnoliopsida; Sapindales; Anacardiaceae. The coding region runs from base 1 to 543 and encodes 180 amino acids. Gene Ontology annotation, molecular function: heme binding; iron ion binding; monooxygenase activity. The transcript has a single exon. The record is from RefSeq and is a predicted model, not a curated record.